UCAUCAUCAUCAUUAUCAUUAUCAAUCAAUAGCUUCUUUUCUGGCUUCGGAUCAACAGCAACACCGCACGCGCCAAUUUAUUCAGGGUCCUUGGUGGAGCUCACUUUAUCGUCGAAUCACAGUAGCCCCCGAGAAACAAGCAUCCACUAAAGAGAAGAAGCUUGACUCUGGAAGAAAUACCAUGGUUGACAGCACUCAUAAUCACCAUCGUCAGCAGUCGUCUAAUGAUCAUCCAUUAGCCGUCAUACCUUGUCAACGUCAAUUCAAUGCGACUGCAGUCGUGCAUGGUAGCCCACUUAUCAAGAGCUGGUUACGCCAUCCCUUCGAUUGGGUGAAUGAUGCACGUACCCAUGCGAUCGUCCAGCAGGAGGAGCAAGACCAGAAGCAACUCCAGCAUGUCCAAAACGACACCCAGUCUCCAGAGAAUACGAUGGCUGGGCAAAGCCCAGACCAGUGCUCAUCCAUAUCAUCGUCUAGCCGAUUCUCGAUCACAUCGACGAUUUCAUCUGCAUCAACCACGACAAGUACGUGUGUAACCUUUAACAACGACCCUUGUUGUAUAACCACAGCAUCGGAUGUGGAUACCGCAACAACAGUAGUGUCAGCAACGGAAGAAGGCAAGCACCUGCAAAAAGCGGAUGUCGUUCUUCAUCGGCACCAUACGGGAAAUAGCUUGCGACUUUUAAGUGUCUGGCUCGUUACACAUUUGUUACUACAAACAGCCCUAUGUAUUGCAUUGACAUCAGCAUGGCAGCAAGAAACGCAUGUGACGACAGCAACGACGGUGCACGAACCACAACAGCGGCUACAUUAUGCAAAACAAAGCAAACCAAAACACCACCGCCAACAACAACAACAACAACAAAAGAGCAGGCGAUUGGCUGCUAUAACCGACAACCGUGGUAGCACUGCAUUAGCUUCUUUUGCCGCAUCAUCCGGCCUCACUGUCGCCAUUCCAAAGUGCUGGCCCCCUCUGACCGGAAGCAAAAUUAUUAGCGAUACCGUUCAAGCCAUGGGCCCCCCUAUGGCGACUUUGUGGGCUGAGCACGAACGGUCCAUGGCUUUGUAUAAGGAACGAUUUUCCGUACGACCUACUGAACGGCGAGACCAUAUGCGAAAACAACGCCGAUACCAUUACCAUCGACACCGUGACAACGACAAUGAUUCAUCUUCAUCAUCGUCCGGCGAGCUUGAGUAUACCAGACCUGAAAGCCAAGCAGUCAUGGAUCUCGCACGCGAAACACUGGAGUAUUUUGAACAGUGGUAUGGCGAUCAUAGCGAGCAACAACGGGCUGUUGAUGAUUCUGCAGAAAUGAAAACAAUCCAUUGGUUGCGCCAAGUGACCGUGACCUAACUUGUUUUUGCUCGAUACAACAGUAAUAAUAAUAGUAUAAUAACAGCUAGUAGUGUAAGCGAUAAUACUUUCUCAUGUAAUCAUUGUACAGUUCUCAUCUCUUACCUUUCUCCCCCACACCCCACCCCCCCCUGUUUGCAUCAUUUUUCUCAUCAUCAAAAGUAGCGCUUUUUCUUGUCACCACAUUCUUCAUGUAUACAUAGUUUCUAGCUAUUUGUUUUAAUCAUUAAAGUAGUACAAU
Molecule: messenger RNA, 1595 nt
Organism: Zychaea mexicana
Lineage: Eukaryota; Fungi; Mucoromycota; Mucoromycetes; Mucorales; Lichtheimiaceae
Exons: 1
Coding region: 182-1354 (390 amino acids)
Source: RefSeq, a predicted model, not a curated record